Theileria equi strain WA is the source of this 3090-nucleotide messenger RNA. RefSeq lists its product as hypothetical. Lineage: Eukaryota; Apicomplexa; Aconoidasida; Piroplasmida; Theileriidae. Bases 1 to 3090 code for a protein of 1029 amino acids. The transcript has a single exon. The record is from RefSeq and is a predicted model, not a curated record.
AUGAACGAGCAAAAACCAAAAGACACCCUGUCCGAAAAACUAGACGAAUUACUAUGUUCAUAUUAUGAUAACAUUACCUUUGACAUAUCCCUAAAGAAUUCUGAGAAACAUGCCAAAGAUGAAACCAAGUAUUGUUGUGAGCAUCAUAAGAGUGUGGAUGUCAAGGUAUCCGUUAGUUCUGUGCAAAUUUAUUGUAAUUUUCAACCUAACCCAAACCAUAUUACAGCUUAUAAACAUUCUAUUUACAAUGGAAAUCUGGGUGGUAUUAAGUUCUACGAAGAUGGUGAGAAAAACAAAAGAAGGUGUGUUAAGUCUAAUGCAUUGAGCUUUCCCAUGUCUGUAAAUAGCGUUUAUGUAUUUUACUGUCAAGGGAAGAAUCCAUUAUUGAUAUAUGUAGACAGUGGAACUCCUAUGACCCGUGGAUGGUAUAGAAAGAGCACUAAGGGUUAUGAGCACAACUGGACAUGGAUCAAUAGAGGACUUGACAGUAUAACGAGAACUGACUUAGAGAGUGGGAUUAGUUGUGAUAAGUGGCAGAAACUCAGGAAAUAUCUUGGAGAGCUAGGUUGUCGUAGCUUUGGAGACUGUAACGGUAAUUUAGCACGUUUAUAUACUGUACCUCAGGAUAUUGGACAAAUAGAAGCUUCUGAAGAUGAAACUCCACAUAAAUCAUCUGGAAGUUCUGAUGAAGAAGAUGUGCUAGUUGAGAAUGAUUAUUCACCAUCUAAUACUAUACUUAGGACUGCACCUCAACGAGCCUCUCCACCUGGCGUUAUUAUAGACAUACAGAAGGAUCCUAAUGGAGGGAGACUAGGAUCUGAUACAUAUAACUUAGGAGUGGCCGAUCAAAAGGUUAAGUUAGUAAAGUCGGUAGACCCUCUUAACUCUGGUUUCUUUAAGUUCAUGCAUAAGCCACCAAAUGGAAAAUCUUUCCGUGUGGCACAAGUGAAGUUUGGGAAUGUUCCAGUUUCAGAUAUUGGCGUAAAUUCAAAUGAUGAAAUUGAGCAUCUGGCGGUAUGGUAUUGGAAAGGUGCUGACAACAUGGAAAAGCCUCUUUUAGCAGAGAUACUUAAAGGAGGAAAGUAUACAUAUAAAUACGCUAAACCAGGCGGCAGCACCUUAAGUUGGACUUCACUUAAUAAAUAUCCAGAAUCUAAUAUUCCACUUCCACCUGAACAACUUGAGACUCAUCUUGACGAACUUAACUGCCAACAUAACAACGCAGUUACCAUAAAUCUAUCUUACAAAAAUUCUAAGCAUCAUGCUAAAAAUGGUGAUAAAAAGUACUGUUGUAGCGAUAAUCAUAAUAAUGGAAAGAGGAUAACUGUUCAGGAAAAGGAAGUUUCUUGUCAAACGCAUCCUAGCUCAAAAUGUAUUCCCUACUUCAAACAUGAUGUUAGUGCUGGACUUCAACUAGCUGGUAUUAUGUAUUACAAUGAGGACGAUAACAAUAGAGAUCAAAGGAAUAGAAGACGUAUAAAGCCGAAUAAAUUUAACUUUCCCAUCUCUGCUCCAGUCACUGUCUACGUUUUUUACUGUAACAUGAAGAACCCAGUUCUUAUAUACGUUGAUGGUGGACAACCUGGUGUUAAGGGCUGGUAUAAAAAAGGUAGUUCUGUUGGUAAUGGCAAUGAGGAAUGGGUAAGAACCUUGCCUGGACUCAAAGAUAGAAUACCUGACAAUUUCAAAAACUGUAAGAAUGAUAACGGUUUUAAAGAACUUGCGGAUAAACUAACCACACUUGGAUGUCCAGGCUUGAAAGAAUGUCUUGGACAGAAUGGAGUUCAACGUGAAGAGGUCCCCGCAGCUGACUUAUCUGACCAGGUUACUGAUACAGAGUCUGAGACUAAGAUUCUCCUACAAGGAAUCCCUGUUGUUAAUAAUGGUGUAAUUGGCACUGAACAACCUCCUGCUGUUGUUAGCGAUAAUAGUGCAUCUGCAGUAGAAGGCCUUAGUAAAACAGUAUGGAAAACUGUUAGUGGCACCGUUGGUCCCCUUAUCGAUCUUGGAGUAGAUGUAGCUGCUAAACUUGGACCUGUUGCCUUAAAUGCGGUUGGAACGUAUGCUGCGGAGAAACUGUUUGAGAAUCUUCUUGAUAGUUCCACUGUUAAGGCUGUAGCUCCUUCUAUGCCUGUUAUUGAUAGUGAUAGAGAAGUUGGAGCUGCUGUUCUAGCUCUACAAUCUGGCGAAGAACAAUCUCUUCCUGAAGGUGCUGUACCUCAAGUUACUCAGAAUGAUGAUAAUCAUGGUGUUAAAGACACUACUGGUUCUUAUAAAGAUGAACAACCUUCUGCCCAAGAACUUCAAAAACCUGAAACUACCGGGCCUGGCGGACGGUGUGUUGGAGCUCAAUCUGGUGAGUGGAUCCGAGUCCAAGCUAAUGCACUACAAUUUAAUACUGCUGAUUGUAAAGGAAUUGCUCGUAUUCUAUCUCCUCCACCACAUAUUCCUGGACCUGGUGAAGUUCAUGCAGAUUCUGGUCUUGCUGAUGGUAAUAGUAGAGCUAAAGACCUGGAUGAAUCUGGCACUGUUUAUGGUGCUAAAGCUGGUGAAGAUUCUGCUGGAGAUGAACAAGCUCCUUCUCAAGGAUCUCUAGAAGAAAACUCUAACUUUGAUCAAGGAAAAAAGGCUGAUGCUGCUUCCGGUAGUCCUGAUACUGUUGUACAACAAGAUUUAGAAACACUACAACGUGCUGAAGGCCCAGCUGUAGGAUCAGGACUUCAUGAAGAAGAUGAAGACCAAGAAUACUCCGAUGAAGAUGGUGCUAUACCUGCUCAACCUACUGCUCGUCAAGGUGGUGGAGGAGAGUCUAGUGAAGGUGAUAAACAUGAAGAUAAAGAUCCUAAACUUGCUUCCUCUACUCCUCAAGCAGCUCUUACUGAAGAAACUCCUCAAGCUGUUACUGGUGUUCUUGGUCUUCCUGUUGCUACUGGUCUAGGAUCAUGGGCUAUCUUUGGAUCUACCUCUGGUACUCUUGCCGGAGCUGGCGCAACAUUCUUUGGAGGCUGGAAACUUUAUAAUCGCUAUAAGGGAGAUCCUUGGGUUAGACACAGAUAUCCUAUAGAGUUUUUAAAGAAUGUGCCAUAUUGA